Molecule: messenger RNA, 1699 nt
Organism: Hibiscus syriacus
Lineage: Eukaryota; Viridiplantae; Streptophyta; Magnoliopsida; Malvales; Malvaceae
Product: 5'-nucleotidase SurE-like
Exons: 10
Coding region: 288-1442 (384 amino acids)
Molecular function (GO): nucleotidase activity
Source: RefSeq, a predicted model, not a curated record
UCCAUCUAAGCAAAACACUGUUCCUUCUUUCCAGUUCCUUCUUUCCCAGUUCCCACAAUCCUCGAUUAUUAUUGCCAAUUUUCCCUCUCUCAAUCUUGAAAGCCAUUUGAUUUCAUAAAAUCUCCCUUAUUUCCUCUCUUUUUCUCGGUCUCUCUUUAGAGCCGGCCUAUCCAACGAAUCUUAUUUAUCUACCCAUAGUGCAUCCCUGUUUUCUGAACCAAAUCUAUUUGUCUAAUCUAUUCUUAUUUUAGGGUUUUGAUUCCAUCAGUAUUGUUAAAUUAAAAAAAAUGAAUACGAAGAAAAACGUGUUACCCCCUGGUUUGGUUAACAAUCUCCAGGAAGUUCUUCUUAGCAGAAAAGGAGGGAACUCCGAGAACGACAAAAAAGACGAGCAACCAAAAUCUGAAGCUGUUGGUGAUUCUACUGAGACAUCUACUUCCGCCAGUGAUGAAAACGACAGCUCCAAGCCUGUCGUUUUGGUUACCAACGGGGAAGGGAUUGAUUCCCUUGGCCUUGUUUAUCUCGUUCAGGCUUUGGUCGGCUCAGACCUCUACAAUGUCCAUGUUUGCGCCCCUCGAUCGGAUAAAUCUGUUUCGGGUCAUUCGGUGACCGUCCGAGAAACAAUUAUUGUUACUCCAUCAGAAAUUGAAGGUGCCACUGCUUAUGAAGUUUCAGGAACUACUGCAGAUUGUGUAUCCUUAGCAUUGUCUGGAGCAUUGUUCUCGUGGUCAAAGCCUCUGUUGGUAAUUAGUGGAAUUAACCGGGGAUCGAGCUGUGGUAAUCACACGUUUUACUCUGGUGUUGUUGCUGGCGCUAGAGAAGCAUUAAUUUGUGGUGUACCAUCUUUGUCGAUAUCACUGAACUGGAAGAGGGAAGAAAGCCAAGAAAGUGAUUUUAAGGAUGCAGUUGCUGUUAGUUUACCUUUAGUAACUGCAGCCAUCAGAGACAUCGAAAAUGGUGUUUUCUCCAAAAGUUGCUUUCUAAAAAUAGAAAUUCCCACUUCUCCUUCAACAAACAAGGGUUUUAAACUGACCAAGCAAAGCAUGUGGAGAUCUGCACCAAAUUGGCUUGCUGUUUCAGCUAAUCGGCAUCCUUCUUCUGCUGCUCAUUUCAUGUCUAAUCAACAAAGUCUCGGGCUUCAACUUGCACAGCUUAGCCGAGAUGCAUCUGCUGCUGGUGCUGCUCGCCGCAUUACCAUGCGGAGGCAGAAUGUGGAGGUAGAGUCAGUUGGGGCUGUUAAAUCUGAUAAUAAAGUGAAAAAGUACUUUCGGCUGGAGUUUAUAAGUAAAGAAGAGGAAGAAGCAGAUGAGGAUUUGGAUUUCAAGGCCCUCGAAAACGGAUUCGUCGCAUUAACUCCUAUAUCGCUUUGUCCACAAAUCGAGUCGGACAUUUUAACCGCCGCAUCAGGUUGGAUCUCCGGUGCGCUUAUGGUGGAGCAAUAGAACCUAAAUUCUUAUAAGUCGGUCAAAUUUGUAUACAACUGCAAGAGGCAUUGCAAUUUAGUCAUCAAUUUUUUUUCAAGGGGUUUGAAAGAUCAUAAAUUUGGGUCUGUUUUUGUUGUAGCUGUUUGUUAAUACAAGGAAAUAGCUUGGUCUAAAAUUACAUGACCUAGUACUUCCCACAAACUGUUGUAUUUUGUCUUCAUGUAAUUUCGUCUGAUUUCUUACAUGGUGUUUAAUUUUUCUUGUCCUAAAGCAAU